Messenger RNA from Branchiostoma belcheri (Belcher's lancelet), 2220 nucleotides. RefSeq names its product cytochrome P450 2D15-like. Bases 64 to 1533 code for a protein of 489 amino acids. The record is from RefSeq and is a predicted model, not a curated record. Gene Ontology annotation, molecular function: oxidoreductase activity, acting on paired donors, with incorporation or reduction of molecular oxygen, reduced flavin or flavoprotein as one donor, and incorporation of one atom of oxygen; heme binding; iron ion binding. NCBI's taxonomy places the organism in Eukaryota, Metazoa, Chordata, Leptocardii, Amphioxiformes, Branchiostomatidae. The transcript is spliced from 8 exons. Gene Ontology annotation, biological process: xenobiotic metabolic process. Gene Ontology annotation, cellular component: cytoplasm; intracellular membrane-bounded organelle.
AUGAGGCAACACGCACUUACUCUCACAGACUUGUUGCGAAGCUGGUCAUGAGUAAAAAGACAAAUGGAGUUCCUGCUUGUUGUGGCCUUCGCACUGCUUGUAGUGUUCCUGUACGUCCGAAACGUCAGGUUGAGAAGGAAAUACCCACCAGGGCCUCGUGCCUGGCCGAUCGUCGGUAACCUGCGCGAUCUCGCCCGGGGAGAACACCGAGUGUUCGCUGAAUGGCGACUGAAAUAUGGCGACGUCUUCACUGUGUGGCUCGGCCCUCGACCCGCAGUCGUGCUGAACGGACAGGACACUGUGAAAGAGGCUCUGCACAAACAUGGCGACAUCUUUUCGUCUCGUCCAGAUCUGUUCCUGUGGAGACGAACAAUACGGACCAGAGGAAAAGGUAUUGCUACGGCUCCCUUCAGCCGCGAGUGGAAGGAGACCCGAAAGGUGGCUCUGACUUGGCUCAACGCCUUCGGGGCAGGGAAACAGAGUCUGGAGCCGACCAUCGUGCAGGAGGCGCAGGAUCUGGUCCAAGUUUUCAAGGAUAAACAGGGCCAGCCGUUCGACCUAACAGUACCUCUAAGUCUGGCGGCUUCCAAUGUGGUCUGUUCCCUUGUGUUCGGCAGGAGGUUCAACCACGACGACGAACGGUUCUGUCGCCUAAUGGAGAUUCAAAGUCGAUACUUCCGGUCAAAUGCGUCAGCUCAGGCGUUGAAUGUUUACCCAAUCCUGCGGCACGUCCCGUCUGUCCGGCGGAGGAUGGAGGAGGUGGUGACGUGCAGCGACGAGCUUCGCAGCUUCGUCAUCGAAGUCAUCCAGGAGCACAGGGAGACCUUUGACCCGAACAACAUCAGGGACGUCAUCGAUGGUUUCCUGCUGGAGGAGCACCAAGGGAACAGAGUUUUGUCCGAACUGCCAGAGGACAACAUCAUCAAUGCCAUCAGAAAUCUCUUCCUGGCAGGAUCCGACACCACCGCCACCACGCUCCGCUGGGCCCUACUGUACCUGGUUAUGAACAUGGAUGUGCAGCGUAAAGUACAGGACGAGAUCGAUGUGUCACUUAGGAAACAGACCCCGUCUAUGCUGCUGCGAGACCACCUUCCCUACACGGAGGCGACCAUACGUGAGGCCCAGCGGAUUCGCACCAUCGCUCCUUCCUCUAUCCCCCACGAAACCACAGCUUCUGCUACCAUCUUGGGACAUCAGAUCCCCGCUGGCACCUUCAUACUGCCCAACCUGUGGUCUCUCCACAUGGACCCGAAGUACUGGCCCGAUCCGGAGAGGUUCGACCCGACCCGAUUCCUGGACGCCGACGGGCAGCUGGCACCGGGGACAGAGUCCUUUUUACCGUUUAGCAUAGGUCCCCGAAGGUGCCUCGCAGAACAGCUGGCCAAGUUCGAUUUGUUUCUCUUCUUCACUUCCCUCUUGCAGCGGUUCACGUUCAAGCUGCCAGAGGGCGCUCCACCACCGGACACUGAGGGCAUUUUCGGGUUCGUGUUUUCUCCGAAGCCAUUCGAAAUCUGUGCAAUCCCUCGAGUUUGAGCAGGGCACUAACUAAGUCGUACUAAUAACUUCUCGUAGUAUAUCAUCUAAUACGACAGAAACGUGGAGCAGGCAUAGGAUGAUAAUAGUUAUGCAAUGUAUAGGUGGAUGGGAGAUAAUGUAUACCUUAUUACGUGUUCACAGCUACAACACUGGGUUCCCUUUGUUUAAUCAUUCUGGGUAGCAUGUACACCAACUAUAGUUUACUAAAUCAUUAGUUAAGUCAGACUUUGUCUCUUGGCUACCCUCACGCCGGGUUGAUGUACAUGGCAGAAAUCUCAGAAAUUCGCUCGACAUAAGCCAGUUUAGGUGCAGAACGUCCCGUUUCUUGAACACUACUCUGCCGUACUGUGUUAAGCUUUUGAAUGGUGAAAAAUGAUUCACGUACAUCAGUUUCACAUAUACAAACCUGCAUUUUAUAACUUUGCAUUAUUUCUGUAAUUUUAACCGAAAGAAACAUUCAAUCUACUGUUUUUAUAUUACAUUAUUGUAUUUUAACGUGUGGUAAAUCUUAAUGUAAGCUAGAUAUGUAACGAGUAGGUUUUUAUCAAUUGUAAAGAAUUUUUAACAAAUAGCUAAUCUAUAAGCGCAUUUUGUGUUGUAUUUUAAAGCCUUUCCAAUUCAGCCAAAUAUGGCUGCUUACAGGCUUUUAUGUGUACUUUGUGUAAGGCACAAAUAAACCAGUCU